Messenger RNA from Pipistrellus nathusii (Nathusius's pipistrelle), 1554 nucleotides. NCBI's taxonomy places the organism in Eukaryota, Metazoa, Chordata, Mammalia, Chiroptera, Vespertilionidae. The record is from the annotation of a GenBank genome assembly.
AUGAUCACUUCCUCCUUUCAAGCCUCUGUGGCGGUUUGUGCCCUGGUUAUCCUGCAUGUCAGUGCCCUGGAUACAUUUAUAGCUGCCGUCUAUGAACAUGCUGUCCUACGGCCAAAGGCCACAGAAACACCUGUUUCCCGGGACGAUGCCUUGCUCCUUAUGAACAAGAACAUAGAUAUUCUGGAGAGAGCAAUACAGCAGGCAGCUGCGCAGGGUGCUCAAAUUAUCGUGACUCCAGAAGAUGCACUUUAUGGAUGGAAAUUUACCAGGGAAACCAUUUUUCCUUAUCUGGAGGAUAUCCCAGACCCUCAGGUGGCCUGGAUUCCAUGUCAAGACCCCCACAGAUUUGGUGACACACCAGUACAAGCAAGACUCAGCUGCCUGGCCAAGGACAACUCUAUCUAUGUCUUGGCAAAUAUUGGGGACAAAAAGCCAUGUAAUUCUCAUUACUCCACAUGUCCUCCUAAUGGCUAUUACCAAUACAAUACCAAUGUGGUAUAUGAUGCAAAGGGACAAUUGGUGGCACGCUAUCACAAGUACAACCUCUUCUCUGAACCUCAGUUUGAUGCCCCUGAAAAGCCAGAGCUGGUGACUUUUGACACCGCCUUUGGGAAGUUUGGCAUUUUCACGUGCUUCGAUAUACUCUUCCAUGAUCCUGCUGUGACUCUGGUGAAAGACUUGCAGGUGGACACCAUUCUGUUUCCCACAGCGUGGAUGAAUGUUUUGCCCCUACUGACAGCUAUUGAAUUCCACUCAGCUUGGGCUAUGGGCAUGAGAGUUAAUCUUCUUGCGGCAAAUAUACAUUAUGUGCAACAAAAUAUGACAGGCAGUGGUAUUUAUGCACCGGAUUCGCCCAAAGUAUUCCAUUAUGAUAUGAAAACAAACGAGGGAAAGCUCCUUCUUUCAGAAUUGUAUUCACAUCCUCGAAAAUCUCCUGCCUACCCCGCAGCCGUAGACUGGAGUGCCUAUGCCACAACCAUCAAACCAUUCCCAGUCCAGAAAAAUACUUUCAGGGGGUUUAUGUCCAGAGAUGAGUUCAACUUCACAGAACUUUUUGAAAAUGCAGGCAAUCUUUCAGUCUGUCACAAAGAUCUCUGCUGUCAUUUAAGCUACAGAAUGCUAAGACAAGAAGGGAACGAAGUGUACGUUCUGGGAGCUUUCACAGGACUUCACGGCCGAAGGAGAAGAGAAUACUGGCAGGUAUGCACCAUGCUGAAAUGUAAAACGACUAAUGUGACAACUUGUGGACAACCGGUAGAAACAGCUUUGACAAGAUUUGACGUAUUCUCCCUAAGUGGUACAUUCAGAACAAAGUAUGUUUUUCCUGAAGUGCUACUUACUAAAGUUAAGCUGUCACCUGGAAAAUUUGAGGUACUAAAAGACGGGCGUUUGGUAAACAAGAAUGGAUUAUCUGAGCCUAUUCUAACAGUGUCACUCUUUGGGAGAUGGUACACUAAGGACUCACUGUCCAGCUCUGGAGGGAUCAGAAAUUUGGAAACAACUAACCUGCUAAUAGCCACUUUUUUAAUGAUCAUAGUUUUGCAAAUAUUAUGA